GCCCGCCUCCUUCAAUGACUCAAGCUAAAGGACGGAGGAGAGCUUAACGAGGAUUCUCAGCGGCAGCGGUGCCGUCAUCGUCAUUAUUGUUAUUGUUUUUAAAGGGGAAAUAAAUAACAAUGGGCACCACCGACUCCAAACUGAAUUUCCGGAAAGCAGUGAUUCAGCUGACAACCAAAACACAGCCCGUGGAAGCCACAGAUGACGCCUUCUGGGACCAGUUCUGGGCCGACACCAGCACCACGGUGCAGGAUGUUUUUGCACUAGUUCCAGCUGCAGAGAUAAGAGCUCUGCGAGAGGAGUCGCCCUCCAACCUGGCCACUCUGUGCUAUAAGGCCGUGGAGAAACUGGUGCAGGGCGCCGACUCGGGCUGCCCCUCGGAAAGGGAGAAGCAGGCGGUCUUGAACUGCACCCGCAUUCUGACCCGCAUCCUCCCUUACAUCUUUGAGGACCAGGACUGGAGAGGAUUCUUCUGGUCCACGGUGCCUGGCGCCGGGCGAGCCGGGACGGAGGAGCUGGACGAUGACGAAGGAGCUCGACCCCUGGCCGAGUCGCUUCUCCUGGCCAUCGCCGACCUCCUCUUUUCCCCGGACUUCACCGUGCACAGCCACAGAAGAGGCCCGGACUCAGUGGAGAGCAUGCACUCCAUCGACAGCUGCGAAUACAUCUGGGAAGCGGGAGUGGGCUUUGCCCAGUCCCCCCCUCUGAACUACAUCCAUGACUUGAAUCGGACGGAGCUGCUGAGGUUGCUACUCACCUGCUUUUCCGAGCUCAUGUACCUGCCCGCCUCACCAGACACCACUGUCCUCAACCCCUGGGUGACUUUUUUCUGCUCCGCUGAGAAUCGGCAUGCUUUGCCUCUCUUCACCUCUCUGCUCAACGUGGUGUGUGCCUACGACCCAGUGGGCUACGGCAUCCCGUACAACCACCUGCUGUUCUCUGACUACCGAGAGCAGCUGGUGGAGCAGGCGAUGCAGAUCCUCAUCGUGACUCUAGAGCACGAUCGAAGGGUUUCCCAGUGCAUGUCCUCUCCGUCCAGUGUGGAGGAACACGAGUCCACCGGCCCUGAAAACCUGUUUGUCAAUUAUUUAUCAAGAAUCCACAGAGAGGAGGACUUUGACUUUGUGCUGAAAGGCUUAGCUCGUCUGCUCACUAACCCUUUGACUCAAACGUAUCUGCCCAAUUCCACCAAGAAGAUCCAGUUCCACCAGGAACUUCUGGUGCUUUUCUGGAAGCUUUGUGACUUCAAUAAGAAAUUCCUCUUUUUUGUCCUGAAGAGUAGCGACGUGCUGGAUAUUCUGGUUCCAAUACUCUACUACCUUAACGAUGCAAGAGCUGAUCAAUCCCGCGUGGGACUCAUGCACAUCGGAGUGUUCAUCCUGCUGCUGCUGAGCGGGGAGAGAAACUUUGGCGUGCGCUUGAACAAGCCCUACGCCCUCCACGUGCCCAUGGACAUCCCCGUCUUCACAGGCACUCACGCCGACCUGCUCAUUGUGGUCUUCCAUAAGAUUAUCACCACGGGCCACCAGCGUUUACAGCCGCUCUUCGACUGCCUGCUCACCAUCGUCGUGAAUGUGUCUCCGUAUUUGAAAAGCCUGUCCAUGGUCGCGGCCAACAAGCUGCUCCACCUGCUGGAAGCCUUCUCCACCAGCUGGUUCCUGUUCUCUGCCGUCCAGAACCACCACCUCGUCUUCUUCCUGCUGGAGGCGUUUAACAACAUCAUACAGUACCAGUUUGACGGUAACUGUAACCUGGUGUACGCCAUCAUCCGCAAGCGCAACGUGUUCCACCAGUUGGCCAACCUGCAGUCGGACCCCGCCUCCAUCCAGAAGGCUCUGCAAAGAAAGAGGAAGUCGCCCGACGUCAUCUCCCGCACCAGCUCCCAGGAGACGGUGUCCAUGGAGGGUUCCCGACCCGCGGUGCCGGCAGAGCCUGGCACUCUGAAGGCCAGUCUGGUUGCCAUACCAGGUAUUGAAAAACUGACUGAGAAGUCUCAGGUGUCAGAGGACGGGACCAUGGUGUCCGUGCCAAAGAUGGAACACUCGGAGCAGAAUGCGGCCGCAGGAACCAGCGACACAGAGUCCAACUCAGGCCGAGACAAUGAAGAUGUGUUCUACACUGAAGCUGAAAUGGAGAGAAGACGUGUGUCAAGUGCUUCUUCAGCAUCACUCUGGGCUCCCACACAAGACUGGGUCCUUUCCUGGAAGUGCAAGCUGCCAUUACAGACCAUCAUGCGUCUUCUCCAGGUGUUAGUCCCUCAGGUGGAGAAGAUCUGCAUUGACAAGGGUCUGACGGAUGAGUCCGAGAUCCUCAAGUUUCUCCAGCACGGGACGUUAGUGGGCCUGCUGCCCGUCCCUCACCCCAUCCUCAUCAGGAAGUACCAGGCCAACGCCGGCACCGCCAUGUGGUUCCGCACCUACAUGUGGGGCGUGGUCUAUCUGCGCAACGUGGACCCUCCCAUCUGGUAUGACACGGACGUGCGCCUCUUUGAAAUUCAGAAGAUGUAGACGCCUCAUCCCAACUUCGAUGGACCGGAUCCCAAGUAAAACUGUGUUACAUUUGCUUCUUUACUGUAAAGUCAUCAUGACGAUGCAUGUUUUGGGUAGCUCGUUAAGACGCCAUAAAAGGAAGAUAUGUAUCCCAUUCGUCACUAUUGUCCGCGGAUUACAUCCGUGUUUUGAACUGAAGAACGGAUGCGAAGAUGACUGCACUUUUGUUCUGGUUUUUGGAACGUCGUCAGUCUCAGAAAUCAGCGUGCAGUCAGUCAAGUCGGACUUGUUUAAGGCAGCGCCACAGGAAGUCAUAGUUUCCACCAGGUAACUGAGUUCGGGGUGAGGUGUUAUGCUAAUGAGCGUGUUUUCUUUCAUAUCACAGCUUUUUGGAGAGUACGCUCCGAGACGAGAUAUUAUAUCCACGUUUAACUUUAAAAAUGACACCAUUUCCAUGGAUAUUUCCUCUUCCUGACAUGCUUUAAAGUGAACUUGCACCUUCUCUCGUUGUGCUGUAACAGUAAAUAGUUUUUAUGUAUAA
Molecule: messenger RNA, 3030 nt
Organism: Nerophis lumbriciformis (worm pipefish)
Lineage: Eukaryota; Metazoa; Chordata; Actinopteri; Syngnathiformes; Syngnathidae
Product: protein HID1
Cellular component (GO): Golgi trans cisterna; Golgi medial cisterna; membrane
Source: RefSeq, a predicted model, not a curated record